This is a messenger RNA of Sclerotinia sclerotiorum 1980 UF-70, 4062 nucleotides long. RefSeq lists its product as hypothetical. The transcript has a single exon. The record is from RefSeq and is a predicted model, not a curated record. The coding region runs from base 1 to 4062 and encodes 1353 amino acids. Lineage: Eukaryota; Fungi; Ascomycota; Leotiomycetes; Helotiales; Sclerotiniaceae.
AUGCAUACUUCACAAUCGGCGCAACAAUCCGCACGGAUGGCGAACUCUAGUCGGCGAGUUGGUAGAUCUCGCAGCAUUUCGAGCGAUGGACCUUCGACGGCUAGCACUUCCACGGGUUUACUCUCUCCGCCUCUCUCAAUCUCACCAGAGCCAGUUUACAUUGCCUCUUCAGCGGCUUCACAAAUCGUUACGAAUGACCAUGAUAGCACAGCGGAUGCUUGGCUUGAUCAACAUGGAAUUAAGCCCUCGGGAGAAACUGCAUUAGUAUCAACCGCUGCUCUCAAACUUGUCAAUACAUUUCUUGACCAACUUGUACUAAAUUUCCUCUCGGCAUCGAAAUCAACUUCACUGGUAUCAUUACGCCCAGCUGUUACUGAGGUUCUGAAGCCGAGACUUGCAAGAGACGCCGUUAGAGGAGCCGAUAGUGAGCUUCGAGAAUAUUUGGGUGGAAGUGGAGAUGAUGAAUUAUUGUCAUCCGAGAGGGAAGGCCAAUCAAGCCGAGAUUGGGACCUCGAACUGGUGUGGAAGCGUACGAGAUUGAGGUGUAUGGUUUAUUCAUCAUUGGGGGAUAUGGAAGAAGAAGACGAGGAUCGAUAUACAGCGCAAGAGCAUCUCAAUGGUUCCUUAGAAUCUGGGGAUCGUGAGAAUGAAACCGGAAUCGUCUCUCCAGCUGUUGCUAUCUUCUUAACGUCUAUAUUGGAAUUCAUGGGUGAACAGAUACUUAUUGUAGCAGGACAGGCGGCCUAUACCCGACUUCGCAUGAAAUAUGAGCAAGAGGAGCGCGAUGGCACUAUUAGACAAACUGAUAUCGCGGAACGUGUAGUCGUAGAGGAUAUUGAUAUGGAGCGAGUCGGAUCGGAUCGAAUAUUGGGAAAACUUUGGAAAGACUGGAAAAAGCGCGUCCGUUCCUCAACAAAUUCAGAGUCCAUGAGUCAUUCACAUUCUUCGAGAGAAAUUACGGGCAAUUCAGCACGGCCUAUCUCGGAGCCAGCCCAAGCGGCCAGUAUCUCUUCAAGUGAUGACGGGGAACUACGAGAAACAUCGUUCGACGCUUUGGCUAAGCACGAACAAGCUGCUAUGGUUCCAUUGCCAAUGACUGUGGACGAUGUUAGAGAGAUUGAAAUACCAGGACUAGUCCCACAAAGUGAUAAUGAAGAAGAAGAUGAUGCUUCAGAGACAGAAUAUUUACCCUUUUCUCGGCGACCGAAGAGUAUGGUGAUUUUCACGAAUGCAUCGCACAAUCUUCCUACACCUAAUUCUUCCCAACCACCAACCCCGAUUUUCGCCGCUAGCCCUUCAAAGUCGAGAAAACGUGCAAACUCGUUACCGCCUCCCAUCCCAUCUGCAGUUACGUCACUUUUCUCCCGAGAUACCAAGGAAGCAGUUUCGCGCGAGGAGGACUCGAUGAGCCCACCCCAAAUUGGAGCCGCGGUCAUGAAUGGCACGAUCACUCCCGCAGAAUCUGAGAAAGAUGUAGGGGAAGAAGAUGAAGAAGUUUUAAGUAAAGGAAAGAGUGCUGUACCGGAAUCGAAGCAUGAGCUCGCGGAUGACACCACGGAAUUUGAUGACACGAGUAAGGAUAUGGAUUCCGAUUUCGAAUUUGUUGAGGAACCGCAAAUCAUGACUUCCUCACGUAUCUCUUUUGGUGGUCGAGUUUCUCCCGAUGAUAGAGAUUCCUCUUCACGUUCCAGCCUACACUCUAAUGCUCAAUCACCAAGUAUUCAUUCACUGCGUUUGAUUGAUGUUAACACAGCGAAGAGUCCUACAACAAGGUCACGCCAAGACCCCUUUGAUGCGACAGAUUUCAUUCCUGGGCGAGGUGCCUCGAUGUCUCGUCCUACUAGUAUCCAUUCACCUAUUAUAACAGAACUUUCUUCUCGAGGAACAAGCCCGCACUUUAGGAGCUCGAAUAGUUCUCCAUUAGCUCGAACUGGCUCCAACUUAAGCUCAAUGCCUGUCAAGACAACUACCGACUCGAUAUCCGAGGUGGAUGAAAGGGAAUUAGCUGGAGAUGACUCUCCAUUGACAGCUGUACCAUCAGAGCUUGCAGCUGCAAUGCAGGGAGUUGACGUAGAUCCUAGUCCUAUGUCUCAGAACUAUCCUUCCUUUAAACCCGCGGCCUUUAUAUCGACACCAUUUGUGCUCGCCGCCCCUCCAACCCCACAGAAUUACCGAGAAAACAUGAAAGGAGCCGCCAGGCAACAAGCUAAUAAGAGCCAAUCACUGAGUGGCUUCUCGAACUCGAAUAUUCGAGGAAUUGAGCAAGAUGGUCAAAUGACACAUCAGGGUGCAAAGAACUCAUUUGAGCCACCUCCAAGGUCGGUCUCUCGUACAAUGGCCAAUUCUGUGAAUGAAAAUCCAACAGUUCUGCCAAUUGUAAAAGAGAGCAGUUCUCCGGGGAUGUUCAAGAGUAUCCCUCGUUCAUCUUCAGUGCGUCGUACUUCAUCUCCGCGCUCUGUGGGUGAGGAAGUAUCACGCAAGGCCAUACUUGAAACCCAGCACAAAGCCCAUCAACCCUCUUGCACAUCCAGUGUCAUUUCCUCUUCUACUCCUCGUGACAGACAACGACGAGUAUCUCAAGAAAGUGGUGUUUCGGCGAUGAGCAGUGUUGGCGAUUCAAAGUCGUUUGAAGAAUUAAUUCGAGGAGGCGAGACCAUUCAAUACACAUUAACACCACAAAACAUGCGUGCUAUUGAAAGUCCAGAUUCCCCAUUGAGUUUGACAGCCAUUCCCGUCCCCCGAUCUGCUUCCGGACGCACACAUUCACCAUCAGUGAGCAAGCACACUGGAUUGCACUCCCAUCCUCCUAGUGGCUCCUUAAAAGGUCCUAAUGUCGCACCAAGAGAUGCAAGAACUGAUCAAGAUUCACUGGGAGAUUUCUCUGAUUUCAUUCGAUCCACAGGUCCCGCAAUUCCUUUGAAGAGGGAAGGAAUUCACUCACGAUCAAGUUCAAGCGCCGCGAGUGAUAUUGCUCGACCGCUAAUAACCAGUAAUCUCCACAAAGGAACCAAUGGGACCCCGAGAAACGUUAGUGGCUCAAUACCUCGUGUGGGUCCCGUUGCCGCUCUUCCCGCACGAGCGGCAUCAUCUGCUGGUCGAUCGGGCAGACCAAAUAAAUUACAACCUCGUGAUGCCACCGUAGGCAAAGAUUCUAUCACCGAUCUUAUCGACUUUGUAAGGGCCGGUCCUGAUGAAGUUGGCGGUCAUCGUAUACCACGUACUGUUGCUCCGUUUAGAUCUACAAUGGACUCUGAUCAAAUGUCUGGUUUUGCCGGUGGUAAGGCUAUAGAUGCAUCUCUACCUGAUGCUAGAUACAGCCAAUCAUCUACCUACGCACCCACAAAUCAUUCCUCGGUUACUUCACAGACAGGACUCCUAAACAGCUCUAAUAAGGCGAACAAGCCCAUGCCCACGCAAGGUGGUAUGAAUUUCGACGACGAUGAAGAUAUGAUGCCGAAACGAAAGACACGAAGAGUGAGGGAUCCAUAUGCUAUUGACUUCAGUGAUGAAGAAGAUAGUGAAUUCGAACAUUCCUCUAGACCGGCACCCAUACAAGAAGAAUCCUUGGCCGACUUCCUACGAAAUGUACCUCCACCACCUUCACCGAAGAUGACUUCUGUCUUUGCAGAAGCUCAAAAGCCGCCUAAGAAAAAGCCCAGCUUUUCUUCGCGUUUCACUAGAAGUGGCUCUAUUUCUCAGGUUCAGCAACACAAAACAUCACAUUCAAUGUCAUCCCGUACGACAUCCACGAAACAUACACCUUCUGCUUCAAUUAAUCAUCAAUUUAAUGCUCCUGCUGGUGGCAGUACUCAUGAAAAUUAUUCCCAACAAUCCGAAGUUCCGAGAGCAACUUCAAACUCCAAUGUCAUUAGGAAACCUUAUGAAUCUCGCGAACCUGUUCCAGUGAAAUUCAGAUCUCAAACAAGUGAUCUGGCAGACUUUUUACGAAACUCGGAACCACCUCCAUCCGUAGAACCUAAACCUUUUGUUCACGCAAAGGAGGAAAGUACAUUCGCAAGUCGAUUCUUUGGAAGACGUAAGAAGAGCACUGCUGGAUUUUAA